AUGACAAACUGCGCAGAGAACCGAAAGGUCUACUCCGAAGUCUUCAACAGGACCUUCAAAGUGCAGGCCGAGUUGGAUGCUUGGCUGGUGAAUACCAUGGUUGAAGGCCUGAAAGGGGUAACCAACAAAGACAAUAAGGUGAACAUAGCCGAAGUGAUCAAAGAGGUGAGCAAAGCUUUCCAAGCCGGAGACCAUGCAGAAGAGGCAGAGGGAAUCCGCAAGAUUGAAGCUUGUUUGGAUCACAAGGGAGAGCAAGACCUCUCACAGCUGUUGCUUCGAGCACAGGAAGCGGAAGCCGUGAAUGCUAGACGAUUGGCCCAGGAUGAGACUUUCUUCAAGAACCUUGCCCAAAACCUUCGAAGUGGUGUCAACGACCACUUGGACAGAACAUGCUCCUAUGUGGGUUGUCCUGACAAGAGCGAUGAGGAGUCUCAAUCCGACAACGAGGUGACACAUCGUUCCUCCAAGUAG
This is a messenger RNA of Durusdinium trenchii, 471 nucleotides long. The record is from the annotation of a GenBank genome assembly. NCBI's taxonomy places the organism in Eukaryota, Dinophyceae, Suessiales, Symbiodiniaceae.